This is a messenger RNA of Amblyraja radiata (thorny skate), 5377 nucleotides long. RefSeq names its product protein lifeguard 1. Gene Ontology annotation, cellular component: Golgi apparatus; membrane; endoplasmic reticulum. The record is from RefSeq and is a predicted model, not a curated record. Gene Ontology annotation, biological process: negative regulation of apoptotic signaling pathway. The transcript is spliced from 7 exons. Bases 170 to 1255 code for a protein of 361 amino acids. NCBI's taxonomy places the organism in Eukaryota, Metazoa, Chordata, Chondrichthyes, Rajiformes, Rajidae.
GGGAGCGCGGAUCGGGGACGAGCAUCGGCGGCGCGGCUCGGACACAGCGGCAGAGAGAGGGAGAGAGACCGCGGACAGCACAGCACAGCACAGGGAGAACCGUCGCUGGAUCGCGAUCGCUGGGCCGAGGCGGAGGCCGGUCGGUGAAGGAUAAAGAUCGGUGUUGUUGAUGAUGUCCCAGGAGAAGGCAUACCUGGUCUCAGGAGAUCCACAGCAGCCUCCAUAUCCACAGAACGAGAUGUCUUUUGGAAACGAACACUUUCCACAACAGCCUCCACCGUACGGGCAGCCGGCUUUUCCUCCCGCUAACUACGGGCAGCCUGGAUUUCCACCGGCUAAUUAUGGACAGCCUCCGUACCCAGUCGCAGGCUAUGGGCAGCCUCCCUUUCCACCGAUGGCCUAUGGGCAGCCUGACAUGCCGCAAGGAUCAUUUGGAGAGCCGCCACAACCGGUGUAUCCACAGGCACCAUUCCACCAGCCACCCAUGCCACCACCUCCCAUGAUGCACGCAAAUGUUGGCUCGGGAAGCCCUGGCUAUCACGAUGAUGUCCCUCCAUCUUAUUACGACAACGAAGAAUUCAGUGCAGCAAACUUUGAAGAUAAGAACAUCCGCCGAGCAUUUAUUAGAAAGGUCUACUUGGUGUUGACUGCACAACUGAUGGUGACGUUUGCCUUUGUGUGCGUCUGUACGUUCGUUUCUGAUGCUAAGAAGUUUGUCAGGCACACUCCCUGGCUUUACUAUGCGUCGUACGGGGUAUUCUUCGUCUCACUUAUUGCACUCAGCUGUUGUGGAGAAUUCAGAAGGAAGCAUCCCUGGAACCUCAUCGCUUUGUCCAUCCUGACUCUGAGCAUGUCGUACAUGGUGGGAAUGAUCGCUAGUUUCUACGACACGGAUUCGGUAGUGAUGGCCGUUGGGAUCACUGCAGCCGUUUGCUUCACCGUUGUCCUCUUCUCCAUGCAGACAAAGUAUGACUUUACUUCCUGUAUGGGUGUGAUGCUGGUGUCUGUGGUCGUGCUAUUUUUCUUUGGAAUUCUGUGCAUUUUUAUCCAGAACCGGAUUCUGCAGAUUGUGUAUGCCUCUGUUGGUGCACUGAUCUUUACAGUGUUUUUAGCCAUUGACACGCAGAUGAUCCUGGGGAAUAAAAAGCUGGUUAUCAGUCCGGAGGAAUACAUUUUUGCAGCACUCAACCUUUAUACCGACAUCAUCAACAUAUUUAUGUUCAUCAUGACGAUUAUCGGGCACAGCAGAGAGUGAGAUCUCAGUGGAUGAGGAAGAUUGUUCUCCUGGCGUUAUGAAAAAUGUAUCCCAAAGCCAUCUUUCCUUGUAUUGUCUAGGUCAAUGAAUCUUCCUUUCGAACAAAUGCCUCCCCUGUGAAUAAGCAUGUUUGCAUGGAUGGGCAAAUGUGGAUGUACAGCUUCACUAGGGCCAUCAGAGCUUUCAAUCUCAGUCGCUUGGUGGAUCAGGUUUACCUGAUAUUCUCCUUCACAUGUAUAGUCCUGUCAGUUUAAGGACUCAUUACUCCAGAUCAAAGAUCUGAAGAUUAAUUGCAAAUAGUUCACUUUAAAAAAAAUCAUUUUGAAAGAGUAAGAUUGAAUAGUAAUAAAUUGAAGUACACUGAGUUGAAGGCCACUUGAGGACAAAAAAAUCCUCUGCCUGCAAACAUGCUGAUUUCUAGUUUGGGGGUCUGUAUAAUCCCAAGUGAACCUCAACCUGCACGUCUAGAGUUGACAACAUUAGAAUUCAGUUACUAAAUGUGAAACCUGUAAAAUUGUGAAGUAUGACAGUUUGAUUUAGUUAAAAACUGCAGCUUUAAUAUACUAAUCUUGUUGACCUAUGCAGGCUAUCUAUAUGUAGAACAUAGCAGGAAUUUUACAGUGCAGGCUGGAGUGUGAUUUUGCAAGGCAGUAGUAAUUGUUUUAAAUGAGUAUUUAAGACAAGCAAGAACAUUUGUCAAAAUCAAGCAGUUGCAAUGCCUGCUAAUAAAGUUAGCAUUAACUGUCCCUUGACCCUGAAUGAAGCUAGUGCUUAAUGAAGAAAGGGACUUUUUUCCUUUAUCAUAUGAAAACAACUUAUUUUCACAUAUUGGGAGAGCUUUGGAUUUACUUUCAAGUUAGUGCCCACUAGCAUAUUUCCAUUUGAGAAAUAAUGCCCCUCUUUGGCUAGCUGAGUUAGGGAUAUGUUCUUCGAGUGCUAUAUGUAUUUUUGGGUUAAAUAGUAGUAGUUUCCAGGUAAUGUUGCUGUGUACCAUUGUAAAUUGAUUAAGAUUGAAUUGCAUGCUCACAAUUUAUUUUAAUUCUUCUCAGAUUUAUAGAUUGGAGUUUGUGAUGCCAUGCUUUCACCAUUAUUUGGUAGGCUAUCAGAUUAAAGAGAGCAGGCUUUGAGUCCACGUGAUAGUAGCUCAAGAGACAUUAAUGGUUUUUUUUCUGGAUAGUAGACUGCUUAAAAAUAUUUUUGUUGCACUUGAAUUCUUUCAUUAAUGAUCGAACAGUUACGAUCUGGGCUUAAGUCAUUGUCCUGCCCUCUUUCUCCCCCCCCCCCCCGCUCAAUUUGAAAUGUUUGUGACCAGUUGAAGAAAUCUGGUCUUGUCAAUUAAGAUUUAGAGCAGUUGGGAGCAGAAGAGGACCCUGCAUAGGACAACAGAUGUUAACGCGAUGCACCUAGCUCCAAUUACACUAAUCAUGUAGGAUUAACUUUGGUGUACAUUUUUUUUUGUCUUUGUUGUAACUGCAUUACUGUCAACAGUCACAGGGACCAGGCAUCAGUAAUGACACAGCUGAACAGUCAGAGUUGCAUGCAUGUAACGGUAAAGAUUCUGUAACUAGCAAGCAUGAGGUAAUGAAGGAUUUGAUUUGUUUAAAAUUGAAUACAAUGAAGGAAGCUGGUCCAAAGAAAUUAAGAAAAGAGUUUAAUUUGUUACUGUGAAAUGAAAGUGAGAAGAAUGUAUUGUGCUUAAAUUUCUAAAAUGUUAUUUUUGAUUGUGAAUCAGAAUUUGUACAGCUGUUCAAAAAUGCAUGAGUAAAACUAGUUUUAAAUAAUGAUGUUUGAAGAAGUCUGCUGUAGGACUUGAACUUGCUGAAGUUUAGGUAUUUAUUUCUAAUGACUAUUCUAGGUAUUUCUUUCUAAUGUAUAAUUUAAUCCAUUUAGAUAUUGACAAAGUGAAGAAUGUUCUGGCCAACCUGCUUUUGUUUUGAAACAUUCUUUUAGUUUAAAGGGAAAAAAAUGCAUUUCUCUUCAAAGGUGGUAGUGGGACAUGCAAAGGCAAUUGUAAGGUGCUUACUGAAGAAAUGAGGAACUGCAGAUGUUGUUUUACAGAAAGAGAUACAAAGUGCUGGAGUAACAGUGGUUUCAGGCAGCAUCUCUGGAGAACAUGGAUCGUUGAUGAUGUUUCGGGUCAGGACCCUUCUCCAGACUGGUCCUGCUGAGUUACUCCAGCACGUUGUAAGAUUCUUAAUUUGUCUUUAUCUCCUAAAAUAAUCCUGCUGACUCUUGUCUGAUGAUUUCAGGCAGUGCUUUUUGUAGACAAAUUAGUGCUGGUACGCAUGUAAAUUAAAAAUUAAGCUACAUUUAUCAACAAAUUAUUUCUAUCAACAUAUGCUCUUCUGUUUUGACUUUGUAACCAACUAAUUUAAUAAAAUAACUAAAAUGUUACUAAAACUAUUUAACAUAACUUUUGUGAGGUGCCAUUGCAUUGUACCGGCGACUACUGUCAUGAAAAGGGCAUUGGUUUUGGGCCGAAAUCAAUUGUACCAUUGAACAAACUCACUGAUAUUUUCGACUCACAUUUUUGGAAUUUGCUUGUUCCUCAAUUGUAAAGUUUUUUCCAAAUGUUUUGGUUAUAGUGAGUUAAUACAUAUUCCUUUUGCUUUUGACUCCUUGGAUCCUGCUCCACUGAAAAGGGGAGAUGUGUGUCUCAUCCUUCUGACUUGGAAUCUUUGAUUAAAUGCUUGGCUUCUAAAAUGGAUUUGUGAAAAUAGUCUUGACAGCAAGUAGGCAUUCUCAUUCCAGCCGCAGCUGAAGAAAAUAAUGAAAUUGGAACUGCAAAAGGUGUCCUUUAAAAUGUUUUGGGUGAAGCAGAUUGAGGUGGUGUGGUGAAACAAGAAACUGCAGAUGCUGGUUGACAACAAAGGGCACAAAGUACGGGAGUAGCUCAGUUGGUCUGGCAGCAUCUCUGGAAAACAUGGAGCAGCAGGAAUCACAGAGGGGAAACAAUCUGAAGGGUCUCGACCCAAAACAUCACCUAUUCAUGUUCUACGGAGAUGCUACCUGACCGCUGAGUUACUCCAGCACUUUGUAUCUUUUUUUUGAGGGAAUAUGGGAGAGUUGUAGACAGUUUGUAUUGUAACGCUGACAUUUGCUGUGUAGUUGGGAAAAUGUGCCCCUUGGAAUUAUUGUGCAAUAAAACCAAAUUUCAUUGCAAAAACAAAAAUCUAAACUUUUUCAAAAAUAAAAAUUUGCAGUCCAGAAAUGGAGGCGUUUCUAACUUUACAUAAUCAUUGAUUGCAUGGGUCUACUUUCGUAACGUCCAAAAUGAAGGAACCUAUAGUGCUUAGUAAUUUUAGCCCCUCUCGGAUAUAAUCUUUUGAUUUGCCUCUUAAUUUGUCUGAUUUUUGCUUUUGUCGGUUUAAUCCAGAUUAUACCUGUUAAUUUGAGAAUGAUCUUGCUGCAUUCUUCGCACAAUGAAGUAGUUAUUUAUACAAUAUUGUCUCUUUAAUGUUGACGUGAUUUGACGUGUUUUUAAAAACGAUACAUGGAACCUCUGGCACACCUUUGCAAACAUUUUCAAAGUUAGUUUAUAUCCCUUACUUCAGUUACAGUUUUCAACUAAACACAGCCCUGGUUGUAUAGAAUUUAUAAGAUUUGAGACUAUUUAUUGCUUAUAUUUUAUGCAUGAUAUUUAAACCCGCAGCAUUUGAAAUUAUUUCAAAACAAUUGUUUUUAAAAUAUUUGGUAAGCUUUAACUCUGGGAUAAAUUUGAGACUGCUGGAAGCUUUUCCUUUUUUAUCCUUGAUUAUUAUCCUGAAGUGGCAGGAUUUUUUUUCAAUCAUUUCUCUUUAUGAAUUAUUGGGUAGGAGAGUGAGCUUUGGAUGUGUUCUUUGUUUGAUGUAAGCUAUGCACCUUAAAACAAGUUUGCUGCAUUGUUCUUUCGUGUUUUAAAUUGGCUAAAGGGUAGAGCAAAGCCACACUUAACAAGUCCAGUUUUCUAAACACCUCAGUAUUUACUGUUACCGAAGUUAAAUGUCCAGGUGAUGAAUCUGAAAAUGCGAUUGCCGGAGAUCUGUAAAUACAGAGGUAAAUACACUUCAGAGACAUUCUGUAUUACUAUAUUAACUUGUGCCCUGUUGCAGUGAUUACAUGAAUAAACUCUUCAUGCACUAA